CCUCCCCGGAUGUUCAGCGUGAAGAUGGCGGAGAGAGAGGAGGGAAGGAUUGAAUGCUGAGACAAGAGUCCCUACCCGGGAAUAAAUACCCACCUUGGGAAAGUUGGGUGGUUCCACUGCUAUUCAUGGAAGAGAGUUCCAAACAUCAACAUCUUGUUAGAUUGAGAGGCAUGUCUAUGUUUGAUGAUUCAGUAAUUGUUGAUUCGGGAGUGCAUCACAGUUAAACCACAGUGCUGCCCUUACCCAAAGUCCAGAUAUCCCGGCUAGAGACUGCUGAAUAUCAGACUAUGUUUGAUGACUGAAAGCCUGCGUAUGCCUGAAAUCAUUAGCUGCUGUCAUCAUUACGCAUGAGAAAAUGUCGGAUUUGGGGAAAGAAUUGGUGGUACAGUGUACCAAUGUUCGAAAAUCACAAACAAGGAAAGUACCAGAACUUCCCAUCUUGGAAAGGCGGAACUGGCUGAUACAUUUACAUUAUAUCAGAAAGGACUAUGAAACCUGCAAGGCAAUAAUCAAAGAACAGCUGCAGGAGACCCAUGGGAUGUGUGAAUAUGCUGUGUAUGUACAAGCUCUGAUAUUUCGUUUGGAAGGAAAAAUUCAAGAGUCUCUUGAGCUCUUUCAGACCUGUGCAAUUCUAAAUCCUCAGAAUGUGGACAACCUGAAACAGGUGGCUCGAUCACUGUUUCUGCUUGGGAAACACAAAGCAGCAAUUGAAGUUUACAGCGAAGCUGCAAAGUUAAAUGAAAAAGAUUGGGAGAUCAGCCACAAUCUUGGUGUCUGCUUCAUGCAUUUGAAGAAUUUUGAGAAGGCUAAGGAAUAUCUGAACUGUGCUUUACAAACCAGCCGUCAUGAUCUGACUUUCAUGGUGCUUGGGAAGCUACACUUAAUGGAAGGAAAUACCCAAAAUGCAGUUGAAACGUAUCGGAAGGCAGUGGAGUUUUCUCCUGAAAAUGCUGAGCUUCUGACUACAUUAGGAUUACUAUACCUGCAGCUUGGAAUGUAUCAGAAAGCCUUUGAACAUCUGGGAAAUGCACUUACCUACAACCCCAAUAAUUACAAGGCCAUCCUGGCUGCAGGCAGUAUGAUGCAGACUCACAGUGACUUUGAUGUUGCCCUGAGUAAGUACAGAAUAGCAGCGCAUGCUGUCCCAGAAAGCCCACCCCUGUGGAACAACAUUGGAAUGUGUUUCUUUGGCAAGAAGAAAUAUGUGGCAGCUAUCAGUUGCUUGAAGCGAGCCAACUACCUGGCUCCCUUUGAUUGGAAAAUUCUCUAUAACCUGGGCUUGGUGCACCUGACAAUGCAGCAAUAUGCAUCAGCAUUCCACUUUCUGAGCGCUGCCAUCAACAUGCAGCCGAGAAUGGGCGAGUUGUACAUGUUGCUGGCUGUGACGUUAACAAACCUGGCAGAUCCUGACAAUGCAAAGAGAGCCUACAACCAAGCAGUGAGUUUGGACCAGUCAAAUCCGCUGGUGAAUUUAAAUUAUUCCAUUUUACUGUACAAUCAAGGGGACAAAAAGGGAGCCCUUCAUCAAUAUCAAGAAAUGGAGAAGAGGGUCAAUAAACUGAAAGCCAGUAGUAACAUGCCGGAAUUUGAUCCAGAGCUGGUAGACAUGGCUCAGAAGAUUGGAGCUGCUCUUCAGGUUGGGGAGAAUCUGGUCUGGACCAAACCAGCAAAGGAUUCUAAAUCAAGAGAACAUCCAGCAUCAUCCUGUAAAUCUACCACCAACCAACAACCCCUUGGCUCCAACCAGGCUCUCGGCCAGGCUAUGUCAUCAGCUGCAGGUUAUAGCAAAACAAUGCAGCUCUCUGCAGGUGGAUGUUCGAUCCGAAAACAGAAACUUCCAUCGUUACCCUUGGAACCAGAGUCAGCUGCAGAUUCGGGCACUGACGACCUGAGUAAAAAGUGAGAGCUGAGAUAGACAGACCAGGCUUAGAUCAUUGCUGGCCAAAUCCCUAAAGUUACUAAAGUCAAUAAAAUACCCAUUGCCACUCUUAAACCCAGCUGUCUGAUGGACGCAGUCUGUGAGGUUAUUGGAAAGAACUGCCUGCUACAGUCUCUCAAUAUCCAGACCAUCCACAGGGUUGGUUUUUAAAACAAGAACACCUGCUUUAUCAAAUCCUGUAUGACAUGUAUUUUUUAUUAAGAAACAUUGGUUCCAGUUGGGACAACCCAUGAGAACCUUUUGUAGAUGGACCAAGCUGGAACAGAAACCAUGAGUUUGGUCUGACUGGGGAAGGGUUGCCUAGGCUGUUGUCCUGAACUCUCAGAACCCCUAAACCCAAUCUUUGUUGUACCUGUCUGCCUCUUCAGUUACUGUUUUAACAAAGAGAAGCUGUCUGUGUAAUAUUCAGAUUGUUCAUGUGAAUUUAAGGUUCUUCCUCUAAUAGAAAACCCUCCAGGUACAGAAUAUUGCAGGGUUUGAUAAAAGCAAACUAUAUUGCUAGUUUCUGGAGUUUUCCUCAUUGGCUGCAAACAUACUGUAAAUACAAGGGCUUAUUGUAGUGUGACUAACAGAGGAAUUCAGACUGUUAGUGCUGAGUUAUCUGAUCUCAGCGAGGAUUGGUGCAGGAUUCUGCAUUUUGUUCCGUUUCAAGAGGGAAUGGACAAAGCGGUUUGGCUGUGUAGUAUUCACUGGAAAUGACAUCAUUUGCAGAAAAAUGUGUGGACAUUUGCUAUUUGGGCUCACACUAGAUGGAUGACUACUGGACAAGUAUUAAGAGUGUCACCCUGUAAAGGAGCUGCAAGGAGGAAUUGGGAGUAGAGAAUACCUGAGGGCAGGUAAAGUGAGGAAGCAAUAUGAUCAAGAAGGCACUGUAGCUUUUCUCUUUCAGAUAUUUAAUACUUCCAGAGAGAGAGUUUUUCUGAUACUUUUGCCCUUGCACUCAUCAAGACUAUUCAGUACAAAUACCAAAGUAAAGGGAAAGCAGUAUUUAUGUUGUAUUAUAGUGGAAUAGUGAUUGGCUGACAAGUAGACUGUGGUUGAUAAAGGUGUUGCCAUACAGAACACACCAGUUAAUAAUGCUGACAGUGAACUGUCAAACUUUGUUUACGUUUUAAACCAGACAGAUUGACGCUGGUCAGCAUUGCUCUGAGAAAUGAACCAGAGAACGAGUGUCACCUAUAUUGUUGAGGCGAAACAGGUGCAGUGUAUACGUUCUUUAUGCUUGCAAAGAUCAGGGCCCUGUGUAUUAAUGUACGUAGCUCUCAAUAUCUGCCAGUGUACCACAUUGAAGGCCUGACUGACAUUCUUAAAUUGGUUAUCGAGCAAAUUCUUUGCACAAUCAAUUAUUUAGCAAUUGUUGUCAGAUUUGCAGAAUUGUAUAUAACGUUGAAUGCUAAGAAUGUUGCUAGUGCAUGUUGGUUGGGUAAAGUCCAAGUCAUGAUUAACUGGUGUAGAUAAUUUCUAAUAUGGACAGGAGAUGGCCUAGUGGUAUUAUUGCUGGACUGUUAAUCCAGAGAUCUAGACGAUGUUCUGGGGACCCAGGUUCAAAUCCUGCCACAGCAAAUGGUGGAAUUUGCAUUCAUAAAAAUAUCCGGAAUUAAGAAUCUAAUGAUGACUAUGAAUCCAUUGUCGAUUGUUGGAAAAACCCAUCUGGUUCAGUAAUGUCCUACCAUCCUGGUCAGGCUUGCAUCCAGACCCACCACAAUGUGGUUGACUCUUAACUGCCCUCUGGGCACUAAAUGUUGCCUGGCCACUGACAUCCUUAACCCGUGAAUGAAUUUAAAAAAACUAACCUGUUCAGAAAUUGCAUUACAUAUUUCUCAGGUAGGUGCGACUUUAAUCUGGACCUCUUGGCUCAGAAGGAAGGAAAUUUACCACUGCACCAUUAGAGCCUUUCGUUAGCUGGUAUAUUCUCCACAACAAUAUCUCUAUCAAGCAGGACUGUGAACAAUCAUCACACUCGCCUUUCACAGAAUGAUUUUUUUUCCCUUGGAUGUGAAUUGUCUUGUCAAAUGUAAGCUGAGAAGCUUUGGCAAAACAUAUUUUCAGCAAGACUCAAGUUCUGUACUACCAAUGAACUAUUUAAAAUUUUGGUUGACUCGCUGUGUAGUUGUUUAGCAUAGUCACACAUUUCGUAGACAAGUUCAUCGAAUAUAGCAGAGGCAGAAAGUUCUGAUGUUUAUGAAACCAUAAAACACCUCCAUAAACUGAAGUACAUUUGUACAAAGACUGCGUUCACUCACAGAUACAAGUUUCCAUUGCCUGCACAGAGUUUAGUAUUGUAUGGACUGUGGAUAUAGGAUCAGUUAUGGCACAAUGUAUAAUGUGAUCGUUUCCAUUGUAUUUGUAAAAACUUUAAUUUUCACUACAAUAGAAGUGAUUUUAGGGAAAGUUGUCAUUCUUUCUAGGCAGCUGUGCAAAGGUGACAUGUACUUUAAGUAGAAUUAGACAGUGCUACAGUAGAAGGCUGUUUGGCCAAGUUUGUGAAAGAGAUGCCACUUGCUUUGUACUGUAACCUUUUAUCUAUUUUCCCUUAGAAACUAUUAUGAAUCAUGUGUACUUGAGAACCAGCUGUACUGGGAGAAAAAUACCUAACAUCCACUUCACUCUCUUCGUUUAUUUGAAUCGUUUGCAAUAAAUCACGAAGUAACUUUUUCCAAAUGACUUAUCCAAACUAUCUCUUACACUUCUGUAAGAUUUCUCCUAAACAUAUUGAAACAACCACCAGAUUUACAAACCUCAUUCAUGUCCUCUGCAUCUUAGGUUGUCCAACAAUCUUCUGCUAAAAUUCAAACUUGCCAUACUGGUUUGAGAUAUCAUUUAUAAUUUUAUUUUUGUGAAGUGUGCUGGGUAGAAAAAGUUUUGAGGCCCUGUCUGAUCAUUUGUAAUCUAAUGUUUUAUAAUGUCAGACAAUUUGUUUUCAAAGAAUGAAAUGAUUACUAGACAUUUCUGAAAUGUUAUAAUGUAAUAUAUUUCUUCAUAAAGCUUGACUAAAAUCAAAAAUAUUAGCUAGUUAUUUUUCUCCAAUUGUUCUCCAUCAGAUUAUUGCAUUCUGACCGUCUACUGCAAAUUGCCUGAUCACCUGAACAACAGGCCUUGCACAGCGCAAAUGAAUCUUUUAACAGCCUUUUGAGCAACAAAUUUAUAGGGUGGCUACAAAGAAUGUUACACAAUCAACAAUCUAUUUCUUUUCAUGUUACACGUUCCCCUCACUCUGAGAAAACAUUAAUCUCUAAGAACAGCUUCACUGUAGAGGUUGUGA
Molecule: messenger RNA, 5201 nt
Organism: Stegostoma tigrinum
Lineage: Eukaryota; Metazoa; Chordata; Chondrichthyes; Orectolobiformes; Stegostomatidae
Gene: bbs4
Product: Bardet-Biedl syndrome 4
Exons: 18
Coding region: 356-1903 (515 amino acids)
Biological process (GO): protein localization to cilium; cilium assembly
Cellular component (GO): ciliary basal body
Molecular function (GO): protein binding
Source: RefSeq, a predicted model, not a curated record